GAUCAGUUGACGUCUUACCACAUGGUGGCAAGACGCUUGGGGCUGAACCUGUUUGUCUGCUUCAGGUGGAGUAUUCACCUGCCUGACAGCUGCUCCUCUCCUCAGUGAACCGGCUGAGCUGUCAGCGCGAACUGAGCUCAACUUCAGACAGCAAAAAACAGCCUGAUGCAUCCUAAGAUUUAGUGUGAGAUCUGCAAAGAACCAUUAACAGCAUGCCAACUCAUCGGAGGGGGCGGAGCCUCUCUGAGGCCUUGACACUGGAGGAAUCGGAGGAGGGGGGGCUGGUCAUUUCCAGCGUUACCAAUCACUCCCAUAACUUGAAGGAAGGGGAUGAAAUUUUGGGAGCAACAAUAAAUUUUGAUCAGCUGUCAAAAGAGGAGGUGAUAAAGGUGCUAAAACUGAUGGAGCCAUAUGACGACAAAGUCCAUGUUCUUACAAGGGGUGGCUUGAGCAAGAGUAUGUUCAAUUUGGAUGACUGCGCAAGAAACCCAGAGGCAAUGCUAAAGGAUUCCUACAGUAAACUCUACAAUGCCAAAAUAAAGAGAUUUGUGAAAUAUGACCCAUCUGCUGCCAACUCAUCAAAGGUCAACCCUAAACAUGACAUGGGGCUGCCUCGCCUUGGAGUUGACUUUGGACAUCUAAAAUCCAAACCCCUCAGUUCAGAUUUUGAUGCAAGCUUGGAAUCUGAGGCCAGAGAUCUGACAGAUGGCAGCAAUCUGAACCUUCCACCUCUUGGAGUUGGUGACAAAGGUCUGAGACUAAAUCUUAAUGCAAGAAAUCCUCAGUCCCGUCUUGGAGACAUUAGUUUCUCUCAGAAAUCACCAGAUGGUAUAAAUGGCAAGAUUAAUGGCCCUGAUGCAGAGGUUACGACACCACAUGAAAGCUUAACCAUUCCCUCAGGGAAAUUAAGUCUGAAACAUUCCAAAAGACUUAAAACUCCAGAUCUGAAUUUAGAUGACCCUUCAAGUUUUGUGAAAUCACCAGAACUAAGGCUGUCUGGAAAACAAAUGGACCUUGGAAAUAUGGAUGCCAAUGCUUUAUCUGGAUCAGUCACAUUGCCUGGUGGAAAUUCAACAGAUUUGGCCACUGAUACUUUCUUGAUUAGUAACAAAGGUCCGUCUGGAAAUUACAAGCCUCCUAAAUUUACAAUGCCCAAAUUUGAUUUGCCAGAUAUUCAAGUCCCAGGUUUGAAUGGAAAUGUGGAGCUUCCUGAAGGUGACCUAAAAGCCCCUGAUUUAGAUGUCUCUGCUCCUAAUCUCAGAGCUGGGAUGAAUAUGCCUAGCAUCAAUAUGCCGAAGGCAGACUUUAAAACCCCCAAACUGGACCUUAGUGGCCCCAAAGCCAACUUAGACAUGCCUUCAGGCAAACUGAAAAUGCCUGAAAUUCAAGGUCCAGACUGGGAUAUAAAUGCUCCUUCAGGAAAACUUAAAAUGCCGAAGAUGGACAUUUCAGGUACUUUACCUAAAGGACCAAAUUUAGACCUCAAUGCAGAUCUCAAGUCACCAGAUUGGAGUCUAAAAUCUCCAAAGAUCAAAGGCGGCAUGCAUGCUCCUGAUCUGCCAGAUCUGCCAGACAUGAACCUUAAGGGUCCUAAAUUAGAUGUUGAUACACCAGAUGUUAACAUUGGAUCACCCAAAGGAAAAUUCAAAAUGCCUAAAAUAAAAAUGCCAAAAUUUAGUCGCCCAGGUAUGAAAGGACCUGAACUUGACGGUAACCUGGAUGCUCCAAAUAUAGAUGUAAAUGCACCUGAUCUAAAUUUCAAGGGGCCUAAAACCGAUCUAGAUUUGAAAAUGCCAGAUCUGUCUGGUAAAUUUAAAAAGCCAAACCUGAACAUGCCUGAUCUGAAUCUUUCGGGUCCAAAGAUAGAUAAGCCUAAAUUGGACCUAAGAGCACCUGAUCUAGAUGUCUCUGGUCCUAAUCUCAGAGGUGGAAUGAAUAUGCCUGACAUUAAUAUCCCCAAGGCAGAUUUUAAAACCCCCAAAUUAGACCUCAGUGGCCCCAAGGCCAACUUAGACAUGCCUUCUGGCAAACUGAACAUGCCUGAAAUUCAAGGUCCAGACUGGGAUAUAAAUGCUCCAUCAGGAAAAUUCAAGAUGCCAAAAAUGAACCUUUCAGGUACAUUACCUAAAGGACCAAAUUUAGAUCUCAAUGCAGAUCUCAAGUCACCUGAUUGGAGUUUAAAAUCUCCAAAGAUCAAAGGUGGCAUUAAUGCUCCUGAUCUGGACUUGUCAGACAUGAACCUUAAGGGUCCUAAGUUAGAUGUUGAAACACCAGAUGUUAAAAUUGGAUCACCCAAAGGAAAGUUUAAAAUGCCAAAAUUCAAAAUGCCUGAUUUUAGCCUUUCAGGCAUCAAAGGACCUGAACUUGAUGGUAACCUGAAUGGUCCAGAUAUAGAUGUAAAUGCACCUGAUCUAAACUUGAAAGGGCCUAAAACUGAUCUAGAUUUUAAAAAGCCAGAUUGGUCUGGAAAGUUUAAAAAGCCGAACCUGAACAUGCCUGAUCUGAAUCUUUCAGGUCCAAAGAUAGAUAGUCCUAACUUGGACCUAAGAGCACCUGAUCUAGAUAUCUCUGGUCCUAAUCUCAGAGGGGGAAUGGAUAUGCCUGACAUUAAUAUGCCCAAGGCAGACUUUAAAAAACCCAAACUAGACCUCAGUGGCCCAGAGGGCAGUUUGGACAUGCCCUCUGGCAAAUUGAAAAUGCCUGAAAUUCAAGGUCCAGACUGGGAUGUCAAUGCACCAUCAGGAAAACUCAAGAUGCCAAAAAUAGACCUUUCUGGUAAGUUACCAAAAGGACCAAAUUUAGACCUCAAUGCAGAUCUCAAGUCACCAGAUUGGAGUUUAAAAGCUCCAAAGAUCAAGGGUGGGAUGGAUGCUCCUGAUAUAGAUUUGCCAGACAUGAACCUUAAGGGUCCUAAAUUAGAUGUUGAUACACCAGAUGUUAACAUUGGAUCACCCAAAGGAAAAUUCAAAAUGCCUAAAAUAAAAAUGCCAAAAUUUAGUCGCCCAGGUAUGAAAGGACCUGAACUUGACGGUAACCUGGAUGCUCCAAAUAUAGAUGUAAAUGCACCUGAUCUAAAUUUCAAGGGGCCUAAAACCGAUCUAGAUUUGAAAAUGCCAGAUCUGUCUGGUAAAUUUAAAAAGCCAAACCUGAACAUGCCUGAUCUGAAUCUUUCGGGUCCAAAGAUAGAUAAGCCUAAAUUGGACCUAAGAGCACCUGAUCUAGAUGUCUCUGGUCCUAAUCUCAGAGGUGGAAUGAAUAUGCCUGACAUUAAUAUCCCCAAGGCAGAUUUUAAAACCCCCAAAUUAGACCUCAGUGGCCCCAAAGCCAACUUAGACAUGCCUUCAGGCAAACUGAAAAUGCCUGAAAUUCAAGGUCCAGACUGGGAUAUAAAUGCUCCUUCAGGAAAAUUCAAAAUGCCGAAGAUGGACAUUUCAGGUACUUUACCUAAAGGACCAAAUUUAGACCUCAAUGCAGAUCUCAAGUCACCAGAUUGGAGUCUAAAAUCUCCAAAGAUCAAAGGCGGCAUGCAUGCUCCUGAUCUGCCAGAUCUGCCAGACAUGAACCUUAAGGGUCCUAAAUUAGAUGUUGAUACACCAGAUGUUAACAUUGGAUCACCCAAAGGAAAAUUCAAAAUGCCUAAAAUAAAAAUGCCAAAAUUUAGUCGCCCAGGUAUGAAAGGACCUGAACUUGACGGUAACCUGGAUGCUCCAAAUAUAGAUGUAAAUGCACCUGAUCUAAAUUUCAAGGGGCCUAAAACCGAUCUAGAUUUGAAAAUGCCAGAUCUGUCUGGUAAAUUUAAAAAGCCAAACCUGAACAUGCCUGAUCUGAAUCUUUCGGGUCCAAAGAUAGAUAAGCCUAAAUUGGACCUAAGAGCACCUGAUCUAGAUGUCUCUGGUCCUAAUCUCAGAGGUGGAAUGAAUAUGCCUGACAUUAAUAUCCCCAAGGCAGAUUUUAAAACCCCCAAAUUAGACCUCAGUGGCCCCAAGGCCAACUUAGACAUGCCUUCUGGCAAACUGAACAUGCCUGAAAUUCAAGGUCCAGACUGGGAUAUAAAUGCUCCAUCAGGAAAAUUCAAGAUGCCAAAAAUGAACCUUUCAGGUACAUUACCUAAAGGACCAAAUUUAGAUCUCAAUGCAGAUCUCAAGUCACCUGAUUGGAGUUUAAAAUCUCCAAAGAUCAAAGGUGGCAUUAAUGCUCCUGAUCUGGACUUGUCAGACAUGAACCUUAAGGGUCCUAAGUUAGAUGUUGAAACACCAGAUGUUAAAAUUGGAUCACCCAAAGGAAAGUUUAAAAUGCCAAAAUUCAAAAUGCCUGAUUUUAGCCUUUCAGGCAUCAAAGGACCUGAACUUGAUGGUAACCUGAAUGGUCCAGAUAUAGAUGUAAAUGCACCUGAUCUAAACUUGAAAGGGCCUAAAACUGAUCUAGAUUUUAAAAAGCCAGAUUGGUCUGGAAAGUUUAAAAAGCCGAACCUGAACAUGCCUGAUCUGAAUCUUUCAGGUCCAAAGAUAGAUAGUCCUAACUUGGACCUAAGAGCACCUGAUCUAGAUAUCUCUGGUCCUAAUCUCAGAGGGGGAAUGGAUAUGCCUGACAUUAAUAUGCCCAAGGCAGACUUUAAAAAACCCAAACUAGACCUCAGUGGCCCAGAGGGCAGUUUGGACAUGCCCUCUGGCAAAUUGAAAAUGCCUGAAAUUCAAGGUCCAGACUGGGAUGUCAAUGCACCAUCAGGAAAACUCAAGAUGCCAAAAAUAGACCUUUCUGGUAAGUUACCAAAAGGACCAAAUUUAGACCUCAAUGCAGAUCUCAAGUCACCAGAUUGGAGUUUAAAAGCUCCAAAGAUCAAGGGUGGGAUGGAUGCUCCUGAUAUAGAUUUGCCAGACAUGAACCUUAAGGGUCCUAAAUUAGAUGUUGAUACACCAGAUGUUAACAUUGGAUCACCCAAAGGAAAAUUCAAAAUGCCUAAAAUAAAAAUGCCAAAAUUUAGUCGCCCAGGUAUGAAAGGACCUGAACUUGACGGUAACCUGGAUGCUCCAAAUAUAGAUGUAAAUGCACCUGAUCUAAAUUUCAAGGGGCCUAAAACCGAUCUAGAUUUGAAAAUGCCAGAUCUGUCUGGUAAAUUUAAAAAGCCAAACCUGAACAUGCCUGAUCUGAAUCUUUCGGGUCCAAAGAUAGAUAAGCCUAAAUUGGACCUAAGAGCACCUGAUCUAGAUGUCUCUGGUCCUAAUCUCAGAGGUGGAAUGAAUAUGCCUGACAUUAAUAUCCCCAAGGCAGAUUUUAAAACCCCCAAAUUAGACCUCAGUGGCCCCAAGGCCAACUUAGACAUGCCUUCUGGCAAACUGAACAUGCCUGAAAUUCAAGGUCCAGACUGGGAUAUAAAUGCUCCAUCAGGAAAAUUCAAGAUGCCAAAAAUGAACCUUUCAGGUACAUUACCUAAAGGACCAAAUUUAGAUCUCAAUGCAGAUCUCAAGUCACCUGAUUGGAGUUUAAAAUCUCCAAAGAUCAAAGGUGGCAUUAAUGCUCCUGAUCUGGACUUGUCAGACAUGAACCUUAAGGGUCCUAAGUUAGAUGUUGAAACACCAGAUGUUAAAAUUGGAUCACCCAAAGGAAAGUUUAAAAUGCCAAAAUUCAAAAUGCCUGAUUUUAGCCUUUCAGGCAUCAAAGGACCUGAACUUGAUGGUAACCUGAAUGGUCCAGAUAUAGAUGUAAAUGCACCUGAUCUAAACUUGAAAGGGCCUAAAACUGAUCUAGAUUUUAAAAAGCCAGAUUGGUCUGGAAAGUUUAAAAAGCCGAACCUGAACAUGCCUGAUCUGAAUCUUUCAGGUCCAAAGAUAGAUAGUCCUAACUUGGACCUAAGAGCACCUGAUCUAGAUAUCUCUGGUCCUAAUCUCAGAGGGGGAAUGGAUAUGCCUGACAUUAAUAUGCCCAAGGCAGACUUUAAAAAACCCAAACUAGACCUCAGUGGCCCAGAGGGCAGUUUGGACAUGCCCUCUGGCAAAUUGAAAAUGCCUGAAAUUCAAGGUCCAGACUGGGAUGUCAAUGCACCAUCAGGAAAACUCAAGAUGCCAAAAAUAGACCUUUCUGGUAAGUUACCAAAAGGACCAAAUUUAGACCUCAAUGCAGAUCUCAAGUCACCAGAUUGGAGUUUAAAAGCUCCAAAGAUCAAGGGUGGGAUGGAUGCUCCUGAUAUAGAUUUGCCAGACAUGAAACUUAAGGGUCCUAAGUUAGAUGUUGAUACACCAGAUGUUAACAUUGGAUCACCCAAAGGAAAGUUUAAAAUGCCCAAAUUCAAAAUGCCAAAAUUUAGCCUCCCAGGUAUGAAAGGACCUGAACUUGACGGUAACCUGGAUGCUCCAAAUAUAGAUGUAAAUGCACCUGGUCUAAACUUGAAAGGGCCUAAAACUGAUCUAGAUUUUGAAAAGCCAGAUUGGUCUGGUAAAUUCAAAAAGCCAAACUUCAAUCUACCUGACUUGAAUCUUUCAGGUCCAAAGAUUGAUAGUCCUAACUUGGACCUAAGAGCACCUGAUCUAGAUGUCUCUGGUCCUAAUCUCAGGGGUGAAAUGAAUAUGCCUGACAUUAAUAUGCCCAAGGCACAUUUUAAUUCCCCUGGACUAGACCUCAGUGGCCCAAAGGCCAACUUAGACAUGCCUUCUGGCAAACUGAAAAUGCCUGAAAUACAAGGCCCAGACUGGGAUAUAAAUGCUCCUUCAGGAAAUCUGAAGAUGCCAAAAAUGAACCUUUCGGGUACAUUGCCAAAAGGACCAAAUUUAGACCUCAAGUCACCAGAUUGGAGUCUGAAAGCUCCAAAGAUCAAAGGCGGCAUGAACGCUCCUGAUCUGGACUUGCCAGACAUGAAACUUAAGAGUCCUAAAUUAGAUGUUGAUACACCAGAUGUUAACAUUGGAUCACCCAAAGGAAAAUUCAAAAUGCCUAAAAUAAAAAUGCCAAAAUUUAAUCUCCCAGGUAUGAAAGGACCUGAACUUCACGGUGACCUGGAUGCUCCAGAUAUAGAUGUAAAUGCACCUAAUCUAAACUUCAAAGGGCUUAAAACUGAUCUAGAUUUUAAAAAGCCAGAUUGGUCUGGAAAGUUUAAAAAGCCGAACCUGAACAUGCCUGAUCUGAAUCUUUCAGGUCCAAAGAUAGAUAGUCCUAACUUGGACCUAGGAGCACCUGAUCUAGAUGUCUCUGGCCCUAAUCUCAGGGGUGGAAUAGAUAUGCCUGACAUUAAUAUGCCCAAGGCAAACUUUAAAACACCCAAACUAGACCUCAGUGGCCCAGAGGGCAGUUUGGACAUGCCUUCUGGCAAACUGAAAAUGCCUGAAAUUCAAGGUCCAGACUGGGAUGUCAAUGCACCAUCAGGAAAACUCAAGAUGCCAAAAAUGAACCUUUCGGGUACAUUACCUAAAGGACCAAAUUUAGAUCUCAAUGCAGAUCUCAAGUCACCUGAUUGGAGUUUAAAAGCUCCGAAGAUCAAGGGUGGGAUGGAUGCUCCUGAUAUAGAUUUGCCAGACAUGAACCUGAAGGGUCCUAAGUUAGAUGUUGAUACACCAGAUGUUAACAUUGGAUCACCCAAAGGAAAAUUCAAAAUGCCUAAAUUAAAAAUGCCAAAAUUUAGUCUUCCGAGUAUGAAAGGACCUGAAAUUGAUGGUAACCUCGAUGUUCCAGAUAUAGAUGUAAAUGCACCUGAUCUACACCUGAAAGGUCCUAAAACCGAUCUAGAUUUUAAAAUGCCAGAUCUGUCUGGAAAAUGUAAAAAGCCGAACCUGAACAUGCCUGAUUUGAAUCUUUCAGGUCCAAAGAUAGAUAGUCCUAACUUGGACCUAGGAGCACCUGAUCUAGAUGUCUCUGGCCCUAAUCUCAGGGGUGGAAUAGAUAUGCCUGACAUUAAUAUGCCCAAGGCAGAUUUUAAAACCCCCAAACUAGACCUCAGUGGCCCCAAGGCCAACUUAGACAUGCCUUCUAGCAAACUGAAAAUGCCUGAAAUUCAAGGUCCAGACUGGAAUGUCAAUGCUCCAUCAGGAAAACUCAAGAUGCCAAAAAUGAACCUUUCGGGUACAUUACCUAAAGGACAUAACUUAGACCUCAAUGCAGAUCUUAAGUCACCAGAUUGGAGUCUGAAAGCUCCAAAGAUCAAAGGUGGCAUGAAUGCUCCUGAUCUGGACUUGCCAGACAUGAAACUUAAGAGUCCUAAGCUAGAUGUUAAUACACCAGAUGUUAACAUUGGAUCACCCAAAGGAAAAUUAAAAAUGCCUAAAUUAAAAAUGCCAAAAUUUAGUCUUCCAGGUAUGAAAGGACCUGAACUUGAUGGUAACAUGAAUGGUCCAGAUAUAGAUGUAAAUGCACCUGAUCUAAACUUGAAAGGGCCUAAAACUUAUCUAGAUUUUGAAAAACCAGGUUGGUCUGGGAAAUUCAAAAAGCCACACCUAAAUCUACCUGACUUAAAUCUUUCAGGUCCAAAGAUUGAUAGUCCUAACUUGGACCUAAGAGCACCUGAUCUAGAUGUCUCUGGUCCUAAUCUCAGAGGUGGAAUGAAUAUGCCUGACAUUAAUAUGCCCAAGGCAGACUUUAAAACACCCAAAUUAGACCUCAGUGGCCCAGAGGCCAAUUUGGACAUGCCCUCUGGCAAACUGAAAAUGCCUGAAAUUCAAGGUCCAAACUGGGAUGUCAAUGCUCCAUCAGGAAAACUCAAGAUGCCAAAAAUGAACCUUUCAGGUACAUUACCUAAAGGAUCAAACUUAGACCUCAAUAGAGAUCUCAAGUCCCCAGAUUUUGGUCUCAAAGCUCCGAAGGUCAAGGGUGGCAUGAAUGGCUUUGAAGGUCCUGAUGUAGAUUUUGGGAGCCCUUCAAGGAAAGGUAAAAGGCAUAAAUUGAAAAUGCCAGAUGUUGGAUUUUCAGCUCCGAAGAUAGAUAGCUAUGAUCUUAAUGCUCAAAAGAUAAAAGGUGGAUUUGAAUCUAACUUAAGUUUAUCAAGCAAUGACUUUAAAAGCUCCAAACCUGACUUUGAUGUUCCAGAUGUUGAUUUUGGUACUUCACCGUUUAAACUGCCAAACUUAAAAGUUCCCAAUGUGGGAUUUUCUAGUCCAAAGCUAGAUAGCCCAGAUCUUGAUUUCAAAACACCAAAACUGAGUCCAAAAUUACCAAAGGGGCAUAAUCUUACAUUAAAUUCUGACUUUAAUUCUGCAGAAUUGAAUCUCAAAGCUCCAAACAUGAAAGGUGAACUUGGUUCUCUUAAGCUCAGUGAUCCAAACAUCAACCUCCAAGGUUCCAAAUUUGACAUGGACACUCCAGAUGGCAAUAUCGGCUUACCUGGUGCCAAUUUUAAGAAGUCACAAAAAAAGAUGCCAAAUGUCUUUAAUGCUGAUAUUCCAAAUGAGUUGCAAGGGCCUGGGCUGAUUAUGCCUAUUGCUUAUAAUAAUGUUCCAAAAGGAUCACCAAAGCUGAGAGGUCCCGAUUUAAGCUUGCCAGCUUUAGAUCUCGCUGAUGUCAGGCUAAAUGGUUCAAGGCCCAGUGCAAAACAUCCUAAUGUGAGAAUGAAUAACAUGAUUGGACAACCUGAAAUGAAGUUAUCUGGCCCCAGAGGACAAGGACGUUUCAGUGGUGCCCAGAUGGGUAUGAAUACUUCUAUGAUAGACAUACGUGAUCCUCAUCUAAGAUAUCCAGACCUUAACAUUGAUGAUGCUUCCAUAAAUUUCAAGGGAGCCUCCUAUAAGAAUCGCAGAUCAAAUAUGGCUGGCAUGAGUAUAAAAAGACCUGAUUUGGACAUAGAUCAAGACAUAAGGUUUACUCAUCCAAACAGGAAAUCUUCUAGAACUAAUGUAAGGUCCAGCAACCCUGCCACGAAUAAUGCUUUACACCAAUAUAUUGAUUUUAAUCAUCCAGAUCUCAAUAUCGAUGAUUUCACAGGGAAAUACCACGUGCCUAGAGCUAGGGGUUCACAAUUGGAUCUCCGUGCACCAUCUAGCUAUGAACAAGGCAUCCCUUCCUCUUAUGUUGAGUCCAGAAACAGCAGGGGGUUACCAGCAGGUACCAGAAAUCACAAUUUGCAUGGUUUUUCUCACAGUUCCCAAUUAAGAGGACCUGAGGCUUCCGAUGGAUACUACGUUACCAUUUUCCCCAAACAAGCACAAUCUCAAAGAGUCCCAAAUACUAAAUCCAACUCUAUGGGUAGACUUUCCUUUCCUACAGGGAAAAUGGACCUUGAUGUUCCAGAUGAAAACUACCUAAAGGGCUCAACAUUCUUUUUCUCCAACCUUGUAUAGUCAUCUUAGCACUUAUAUUGUCUACUUUUCUAAAGUAUUUCUGACAUAUUCUCUUUAUUUAUUAUGACUAUUCUUUUCCAUGUGUGUAUUGUGAGUGUUUUAUGAUCACUUUGCAGUUUUUUUUUUGCACUUGUUUUAUACUGCCAAUGUACAAUACAUUUUUUUUACAUAAACCAGUUAUGUUUUACAUUUUAAUACAAUCUUAAACAAUGCUUUUGAAAAUAAUUUCAUUAUUGUACUUUUAUUUUUUGUAAUUUUAUUUUGAUUUUGAGACUCCUGACAAAAUAAGUGCAAUAUAACCAGUUUUAUUUAAAAAAGUAUAUUGCUGUCUUGUAUUGGCUGUUCAACUCAAUCACUGAAGAAACCUUUGCUAAAUUAUUUACAUAAGCAUGUUCUGAGAAAAUAAUAAUGAAGUAGCUAAAUAUUUUUGCAGUUUUUGCUUGAUAACAGAAAACUGUGGUUCUUUGAUUACUAUAAUGUACAGUUUUUGUAUGAAGUGUUGUUGAUGACAGAAUUCUUCUAUGUAGCUCCUGUAAUGUUUUUACAAGUCAGUGGUUCCUUUUAAACAUGUGCACAUAUAUUACAGUUGAAUAAAAAAUUUAAAACAGUUAAUAAAAACCA
Messenger RNA from Cyprinodon tularosa, 10874 nucleotides. RefSeq names its product neuroblast differentiation-associated protein AHNAK. Gene Ontology annotation, biological process: regulation of RNA splicing. The coding region runs from base 213 to 10253 and encodes 3346 amino acids. Lineage: Eukaryota; Metazoa; Chordata; Actinopteri; Cyprinodontiformes; Cyprinodontidae. Gene Ontology annotation, cellular component: cytoplasm; nucleus; costamere. The transcript is spliced from 5 exons. The record is from RefSeq and is a predicted model, not a curated record.